AUGCCCGCACUGGAUACCAUCACAGUCAGAGGUUUCAAGAGCAUCAAGGCCAUUGAGCAGCUGAAGCUUAAUCCCAUCAACGUGCUUAGCGGGGCCAACGGCUCGGGCAAGUCAAACUUCAUAGAACUGUUUUCUAUGGUGCGUGAAGUGGUUAGCGACCGGCUGCGAGAUUUCAUUGUCAGGGCUGGCGGGGCAGAUAGAAUUCUCCAUUUGGGAUCACGCACAACGGGACAGAUAGAUAUCGUCAUCAAUCUGAAUGAUGGCAAUUGGUACGAGUUGACGUUGGCACCUAUCGCUGGCGAUUCGUUGCGCUUGAUUCAUCAGUCUGCCACUUAUUGGCAGCCACCGUUAUUGUUGGACCCAGUGGUUUGA
Molecule: messenger RNA, 372 nt
Organism: Geodia barretti
Lineage: Eukaryota; Metazoa; Porifera; Demospongiae; Tetractinellida; Geodiidae
Source: the annotation of a GenBank genome assembly